This is a messenger RNA of Apodemus sylvaticus (European woodmouse), 927 nucleotides long. RefSeq names its product mas-related G-protein coupled receptor member B5-like. The transcript has a single exon. Lineage: Eukaryota; Metazoa; Chordata; Mammalia; Rodentia; Muridae. Gene Ontology annotation, cellular component: membrane. Bases 1 to 927 code for a protein of 308 amino acids. Gene Ontology annotation, molecular function: G protein-coupled receptor activity. The record is from RefSeq and is a predicted model, not a curated record. Gene Ontology annotation, biological process: G protein-coupled receptor signaling pathway.
AUGGGUCCGACCACCCCAAACUGGAACAUUAACAACACAGUAGUGAAUGAAAGUUACUACCCUGAAAAUUUACCCUGUACCAAUGAGUUCAAUACCCUAAAUUUUCUUACUGUAAUCAUUGCUGUGGUUGGACUGCCAGGAAAUGCCAUAGUGCUGUGGAUUCUUGCCUUCCACAUGAAUAGGAAUGCCUUCUCCACCUAUGUCCUCAACCUGGCUGGUGCUGAUUUCUUGUACCUUUGCACUCAGAUUGUGUGUUCCCUGGAUUGUGUCCUUCAAUUAGAGAGCAGAUACUUUUUUUUUCUCUACAUUGUAUUAAUGUUUGCUUACCUUGCAGGUUUGUGUAUGAUUGCAGCCAUAAGUACUGAGCGCUGCCUAUCUGUUAUGUGGCCCAUCUGGUAUCACUGCCAAAGACCAAGACAUACAUCAGCCAUCGUCUGUGCUCUGCUCUGGGCUUUCUGUCUACUGUUGAGCCUCCUGCUAGGGCAAGGCUGUGGCUCACUGUUCAGUGAUUAUGGAUAUUAUUUCUGUACUACUAGUGCACUUAUUAUUACUGUAUUUGUAAUAGUAUUAUCUGUGGUUCCUUCUGUGUCCAAUCUGGCCCUAUUGGUCAAGAUUGUCUGUGGAUCACACAGGAUUCCUGUGACCAGGUUCUAUGUGACCAUUGCUCUCACAGUGGUGGUCUUCUUAUUCUUUGGUCUGCCCUUUGGGAUCUACUUGUUCUUCUUACCAUGGAUUAUGAAUUUUGAAGAUGAUUCCAAUUUCAAUGUUUAUGAAUUGGUAACAUGCCUGUCCUGUAUUAGCAGCUGUGCCAAUCCCAUAAUUUACUUCCUCGUUGGCUCCAUUAGGCACCGCAGGUUAGAACGGAAGACUUUGAAGUUUCUUCUGCAGAGAGCCAUGCAGGACACUCCUGAGGAAGAGAGUAGAUAG